AGAAGCAGUAUAUAUAUCAUGCUUCGAAACUACACGGGAAAUGGUUAGGAAUAGCACAAUACAAGUGCUGUAAAUAUAGAUAUUGCUGGAAUAUAUUUGUGUAUUGUGCUUUUUUAUCAUGGCCGCACAACGGUUCUACGUACUCCUCGCCGGUGUGGCUGUUUUGCUGGUCGGCAUAAAAAGCGACGUGAAGACAGUGAAGCCAUUAAACGGCAACCGUAUCCGCACGGUGGAAAUCCCGGAGAAUGAACCGAUGACCUUUGAAUGCAGCAAUGCCAAUCAGCCGUAUAUGGACCUGAAAUCCGCACUCUUCCUGGAAACUUACGUCUUUGAUAAAAAACAGCAAUCAUGCCGGCUGACCCCGAGCUUCUGCCAGCCCAGUUCCAAUCUACUGCGCCUUCCGGACGGGAUUGCACCCAUGUUCAGCGACUGCUUCAACCAGCGCACGUGCACCUUGUCCUUUGAUAAGACGGACCGGAUGUCUUUGGGUCAGUGCGGCCUGGCCACGCCUAUGCGGCUGGUGGUGACCUACAACUGCUCCGAUGUGCAAGUGGAGCUGCCCAAGCCGGACGAAACACUGAAGAAUGCAUUGUUUGAUAGCCCCUCCUGCAACAUGAACUCCAAAUUGCGACGAGCUUGCGGCUAACGACUCUGAGUUUAUUGUCAUCCUCAAAUAUAUCGGCCAACUCCCUAGUCUAAUCCUUAAAUAAUGGUCAUAUCAAGGUUAUAUUGUCAGGAUAUGAGUACUUCUAGUGUACUUACUUUCGAAACCAGUAAUGAAUACUUGGACUUACGUGUACGUACUUUAUAAACGAACGUCGAACUACAAAUUAAUAAAGGUACCAAACAUAUUUUGGUAAUCUACACAGAUGAAUGUUGAAAUUUAUGGAUAUGCGCUUACCUAAAGCCGGCUAAAGGUAAGAGUUCCAAAAACGAUUGCGCACAUGCUCACUUGUACUGUACCUACUCUAAACUUAAACGAUCUCACAAUAUUGUCUGUCGUCGGCAUUAUAUGUAAGUUCCCAGCGUGAUUAACUCCAUGGAACAAUACCAUAAAAAUGAACUAAAAUCGUUUUAUCACCGCCAGGCGCGCCACUAAACCGAACCUUUGUCAGGAAAUUUAACCCCGAACACGUUACGGAUCACAAGUACAGACUCUGUAUGUCGAUCAACUAGCACUGUCGUGUUUUGAAUUUUUUUAUUAAAUUGUUGAGUCCAUUACCAUUUGGUCCAAUCCAAUGCCGAUAAAUUCACAAAAAAUAAUGUUCUCGUAAUUCAUGUGGGUUGUAAAACUUUAUGACCUUUGUGUAUACGGUCUUUCUUUAAGUUCCGGUUUAUAAUGGCUGGCAUGUAACCGGUGCAGCAAGGUAGUUAACAAAGUCUCAUUUCUCGGUUUUACUCAACAUCACGCAUUAUAAUGUCCUGCACUUUAAACACUGCUCAGAAAACAGUCGCAGAUAUUUAUGUACUAGUACCGUUUACACAUCACCCAGAAGAUGGCCGGAUGGUACACGCAUAUGAAACAUUUAUAUGUCAUUCUGAUAAUUGGCGGCAUUUUUGCCGCUCACGCCGUCAGCACAGUCGUCACAUCGUACUCGGAUGAGCGCGAACGCAUUGUGGAGUUCGCUGAGGACGAGGAUGUGGAACUGCAGUGCAGCACCAACACGGAACCCUAUAUGAACAUAGUCUCGGCGCGUUUCAUGGAGUCCUACCAGUACAAUGUCAAGUCCGGACGCUGUCAGAUCUCGCCGACCUUUUGCCAGGGUACUACCGUGCCGAUUAUGGAGUCGCAGCUGGGAAGCUGCUUCAAUACACCGUCCUGCCAACUGCGCUACACCAGAGCCGACCGGCAGAGAGCGUCCAACUGUGGAUUAUCGAUGCCCAUGCGACUGGUGGUGAGUUUCAGUUGCCAUCACAAGCCGGUACCGAAACCGCCACCACAGAAACAAGUUAAUAGUAUGUACAACUCUGCCACGUGCGGACUGUCAUUUUUCCGGAAACUGUGCGGCUGAUAAAAUAUUUUCAAGGCAUGGUCAAACAAUCUUUGCUGUUCUUUGUUUUAUAAAAAGAGCUACAUUGAGUUUGUCCUUGAAACCAUGCACUUUCAUCUGAUGUCUAACAAAACCGCUGCAACGAAAUAAAAAUCCAAAUAUGACAGUUUAACGACAGUAUCUUGAAGAUCGCAGUGACUGGCAGACGGACGGAAGUUUCUUUUUAUCUCCCUGCAAAACGGCCAGCGUUAAGCUUGAUUGAUUCGUACAUAUUAACUGGAUUCA
This is a messenger RNA of Paramacrobiotus metropolitanus, 2276 nucleotides long. RefSeq lists its product as uncharacterized. The coding region runs from base 1497 to 2012 and encodes 171 amino acids. NCBI's taxonomy places the organism in Eukaryota, Metazoa, Tardigrada, Eutardigrada, Parachela, Macrobiotidae. The record is from RefSeq and is a predicted model, not a curated record. The transcript is spliced from 5 exons.